This is a messenger RNA of Esox lucius (northern pike), 3227 nucleotides long. RefSeq names its product muscleblind-like protein 2a. NCBI's taxonomy places the organism in Eukaryota, Metazoa, Chordata, Actinopteri, Esociformes, Esocidae. Bases 1610 to 2800 code for a protein of 396 amino acids. Gene Ontology annotation, molecular function: metal ion binding. The transcript is spliced from 9 exons. The record is from RefSeq and is a predicted model, not a curated record.
ACAGUUCUGUUCUGCUGCCGCUCCAUCUGCCACGUCUCACGUGAUGCCAGAUAGGGUGGUGUGUGUGUCUGUCUGUGUCGUUACCGGGAUGGGGUGUGUAUGAUAAAAUAGUUUUCUUUCCUGGGGGAUGGUGCUAGUCUAAUCCAAAUUGUCAUGUUACAGUGCAGACGGGGAGAGCUUAUGCUCCAUAUCAGACAGGUUUAGAAAUGACCCAGUAGCCUAGGUCUCUUUUUAAAACAGGUUACAGGUACCUAGCUAUAUUACACUAAUAUUAUCAUUUAGUUUUUGAUGUGGAGAUGUGUGUGAGUAUGGGCUUUUUGUUGGUUGCCUAAUGGCCUAGAUUUUCCUUUUGUGGAAUGGCCAAAAGUGUAAUGGCUGUUAACAGUUGGGUCGGGCAUGAAAUUGGGGAAAUACCUUUAAGAUCCAGAUUUCAGUGUCUGUGUCAUUUGGAAAGUUUUGCCUGCCUGCCAGUCAGGGCUCUGCAAGCCAAUCAGAAAAGGGCUGUGAUCAGCUACCUGCUUUCGUAUUGGUCCCGGGCUGUGAGGGGGCGGACUUAGCUGGAGGCUGGGCGGGCUGGCAGGCAGGAAGGGGCUGGCCGUGGGGGGAUGGCUCGCAGUGUUUCAGCCUGAUAGCCGAGCAGACACUCCUCUGCUUCCUGCCUGCCUGCUCCACUCCCCUCCCCUCCGCGGCUGAGAGAAGAGAGAGAAAUUCCCUGUCUAGGCAUGGGCCUCAGGCUGCUGCAACGCUCGGCAGCUCCUCGCGGGGAAUGACAACAGUUCACACGGUCAUUAGCUCCAGACGCUGAAGCGGACAGACUCCUCCAAGGCAUAGACGCCAGGUGCAACUGCUGCCUUUGCUGUGACUGAAAGAGAGGCACGAUAGAGCUAUACGGGACAUCGCAAAACACCAGAUCAGUGACAGAAAGUGCCUUGUCAGACAGCAUCCCUACUUGAAGCUGCCUGCCUGUGUGUCUCCUCCACCAAGCCCGCAAGGUUCCCUCCCCUUUUGCUGUGACAGAAGAUCCCUCAUUUCAUCUUCACCAGGCACCGUCGGUGCGCAAUAGAAACCCAAGCAGAUUCAACUGCAGUGGUGUGGGGAUCUGGCCCAGCCUCUCUGCCCCAAGAGAGCUGACUGACUUGCACAGAGAGGUUAUUGUCAAUACCCAACCCACUGUCUGAGCGCCCUUAACAUUCUCAACCCAGCAGUGCCAUCGUGUUUUCAAUAGCACCAGUUUCAGUUUCCUUCCCGACUGCUCCCUCCCUCUGCCACCACUACUCCUGUCGUCCAAAGGACAAUUCGGGCGGUCUGCCUGUCCAGCCAUCCUCUGAGCAUGCCCUUGUUGCGCUGUCAGUGGCCUGCACCCGGGACUAACUGAUCGACGAGUGAAGGUCUCUUGAUUGACAGCUUCUCUGAUAGCCUCAACCUCCCAUGCUGCGACCGCAGGGUGCACGACUUUCGCUGACCCGCGCACGCCAUUAUUCAAAUUGUUUUUAGCUACAUGUUUUAGUUACAUUUCUUUUAUUUUUCUCCCUGUAGCUCUUCAAAGAAUCGUUAAAUUAUAAGCUCUCCUAAAACAAGUGGCUAGCUCAACACCACUUCCGGUGCUGCUAUGGCUUUAAACAUUGCUUCGAUACGAGACACAAAAUGGCUGACUCUGGAGGUGUGCAGGCAGUUCCAAAGGGGGACGUGUUCGCGGAGUGAUGAGGAAUGCAAAUUUGCACACCCGCCCAAAAGCUGCCAGGUGGAGAACGGAAGAGUGAUUGCCUGCUUUGACUCGCUAAAGGGCCGAUGCACGCGAGAGAACUGCAAAUACCUUCACCCACCGGCCCAUCUGAAGACCCAGCUAGAGAUCAACGGACGCAACAACCUCAUACAGCAAAAGACGGCGGCAGCCAUGUUGGCUCAACAGAUGCCCUUCAUGUUCCCCGGCACGACCAUGCAGCCUACGAUGCAGUCAUUUCCUAUUAGCCAGAGCAUGGGCUCCAGCCCGGGGCUGAGCUACGCACCCUACCUGACCCACAUGACCCACAGCAUGGGACUGAUGCCCACCGAGAUGUUGCAGCCCAGUACCCAGAGCAUCAUCGUCCCUGGCAGCCCGCCCGUCUCCAUGCAGAGCUCCUCCUCCAACCAGAAACUGCUACGCACAGACAAGCUGGAGGUGUGCCGGGAGUUCCAGCGGGGCAACUGCGCGCGCGGCGAGACGGACUGCCGUUUCGCCCACCCCUGCGACAGCCCCAUGAUCGACACCAGCGACAACACGGUGACCGUGUGCAUGGACUACAUCAAGUCGCGUUGCUCCCGAGAGAAGUGCAAGUACUUCCACCCGCCAGCCCACCUGCAGGCCAAGAUCAAGGCGGCUCAGCACCAGGCCAACCAGACGGCCGUGGCCGCGCAGGCCGCCGCCGCCAUGACUCAGUCGACUGCCAAAGCAAUGAAGCGACCCCUCGAGGCAACUGUAGACCUGGCGUUCCCCCACGGCUGCCUGCAGCCGCUACCAAAGAGGCCGACGCUGGAGAAGAGCAACGGGGCCAGCUCACUCUUUAACCCCAGCAUGUUGCACUAUCAGCAGGCCUUGGCCAAUGCACAGCUGCAGCAGCAGACAGCUUUCUGCGGUUUCCCCACAGGGUCAGUGUUGUGCAUGACUCCUGCUAGCAGCCUUGAUCAUCCUGAAGUAACGGUCAGGAAAAGAAUGGAGUGUCAAGAAGCUGCAAUACAAAGCCCAAAACAGACCUUCUUCUGUAAAUACUACCUUCCCCCUUCACUAGACCUACAUACAGCAACCUGCAUGCUAAGAGUGUAAUGCUAUCAAUUAACCAUAAGACUUGAGUGCUGUUGUGUAAGACCAACACAACAAUACUUACAUGUAUUACUAGGAAACUAUUGACAUGAAAAUGACAAUGACAAAAAAAGAUAAGAAUAUGUACAGAACUACACACACGUAGUGGAGCGAUGUUGACAAAUUCAUUUUAACGAUUGUCUUUUCAAUGUAAUGUGGGUCCUUUUCUUUUCCAUAUUUUGGUUUUGAAAAGGAACCUUUGCCCUGCACAAAAACACCUAAUUUGCAGUAUACGAGAAGUAUCAUUGUUAAAACUGCUUAAUUGUUUUAAACCAGAGAGUCACAGAGAAGUCCUUGGUCGCAAGUGGCGCUCUUGGCCAAGCUGGAUUUGAUUGUUUUAAAAUGUUUGUUUCUUAUGUUUAAAAAAAAAAAAAAAAAAAGAAUGUUAGGA